Molecule: messenger RNA, 4487 nt
Organism: Fundulus heteroclitus (mummichog)
Lineage: Eukaryota; Metazoa; Chordata; Actinopteri; Cyprinodontiformes; Fundulidae
Product: FRAS1-related extracellular matrix protein 1-like
Exons: 25
Coding region: 1-4158 (1385 amino acids)
Biological process (GO): cell communication
Cellular component (GO): membrane
Source: RefSeq, a predicted model, not a curated record
AUGCGGCUGGAAUUCAUGGGGAAACAGGCAGAACUGCAGCAGGCAGACACAGGCAACGUUUAUCGGAAGAGCACACAGGAUCUGGAAGAGGAAGGGCACAUCGAGGUGAACGUGGCAGUAGCAUUUAAUGGGCAGGGAGGGGCCAAGUCUGAGUGGCAGCAGUUCACAUGGACGUACCAUCAUGAUGGCUCAGAAACUACCAAAGACACUAUUGAAUUUACUGCAACAGAUGGUGCUAAUCCUGUUAGUUUUACACUACCUGUGAAGGUAACACCCAUCAAUGAUGAGCUCCCAGUGAUGGUCUCUGGUUUGAAACCAGUUCUUAAGUGUCCAGAAGGAGAAGAAAUAAUCAUCACUGCAGAGUACAUCUGCGCCACUGAUGCUGACAGCGACAACAGCAGCCUUGCGUUCCUAAUAGCCCGGCAGCCUUACCAUGGGGUGGUUCUGCAAAACGGUGUCAUUGUGGAUCGCUUCAUCCAAGCAGACGUCACUGCAGGCAUCAUCGCCUACAGACACACAGGGCUGGAGAUUGGACUAACUCCUCGCCAUGACACUAUCACGUUUGUUAUUUCUGAUGGAGAAUCUGAAACAUCAGCUCUGUGCUGCGGUGGGGGAACUCCCGCCGGGAACGGAGGCGCGACUCGCCAGCGGGAGAGCCUGCCUGUCUACGACCUCCAUAUCACUGUGUUUCCUGUUGACAGUCAGCCACCUUCACUGGCAACAGGUGACAUCUUCACAGUGGAUGAAGGUGGAACUGCCCUAAUAACAGCUGCUCAUUUGAAGGCCUCUGAUGUAGACACAGUUGUAGACAAGCUUGUGGUCAGUCUGAUUUCACCUCCUCAGUUUGGUUACAUAGAAAAUGUCCUCCCCAGCCCUGGCUUUGAGAAAAGCAACACUGGCAUAAGCAUAGCUUCUUUUCUAUACAAGGAUAUCAUUGAGGGUCAUAUAAAUUAUGUGCAGUCCAGACACCAGAGGAUGGAGCCCACAGCGGACCAGUUCAUGCUUUGUGUCUCAGACGGCAAACACAACUCUGCUAACAUCCCUUUCUACAUCAUAAUUAGCCCAACAAAUGAUGAAAUCCCAGAGUUUAUGGCACGCAACAUCACAGUGAAAGAGGGAGAAAUGAAGCACCUUGACUCAUCUGUGUUCCAUGCGAUGGACCUAGAUGUCCCCAAGAAUGCUCUGCUUUUCUCUGUGGUCAGACCUCCUCAGCAUGGCAGCAUCAUCCGUCACAGGAAUGGAAACCCAAUCACCAAGAGACAGGAACCCAACCUAUGGUCUCCUGUGGUUGACUUUACUCUGACAGAUUUCACAAAGGGUUUGGAUCUUGCAUAUCUGCAUGAUGACAGUGAAAACAUGAUUGACAGUUUUAUUAUCCAGUUGACUGACGGCAGACAUGAAAUCCAGAGACAGGUGACGGUUGAAGUAGUGCCAGUGAAUGAUGAAGAGCCUCAUGUCAUCAGGAACAACGGGCUGGAGGUGGAACCAGGAGAAGCUCGGGUUAUAUCCAGCGUUACAUUGUUUGCAGAGGACAAAGACACACCCUCCACAGAGAUCGUGUAUGUUUUUGAGAGUGUUCCAACCCAGGGAAUACUUCAGCUUAAGGAAGGCCAGAAUUGGGUGACACUUACAGCUGGGAGGACAUGUACACAGGACAUGGUGGACAUGAACCUUCUGCGUUACAAACACACCGGCUAUCAUGCUACUAAAACACAGGACUUCUUUGUUUUCCACCUGAUUGAUGGAAAGAAUCAAUCGCCACCACAGCACUUCCAGAUUUCUGUCAAAAAUCUGGAGAAAGGAAACAUUGCUAUCUUCGUGAAGCCAGUAAAUGUCAGCCGAGGUGAUCGUGUUGUUCUCACAACUGAUGUGCUGCUGGCCACAGAUGGCACUGAUAAGCCAGAGGAGCUUCUGUACGUUAUCACCAAACCACCUGCUCAUGGACACGUGGAGUACAUCAAACAUCCAGGACUGAUCAUCUCCACCUUCAGCCAAAUGGACAUAGCAGCAAACCUUGUCGCUUACGUUCAUGACAACCGAGCCAGCAAAGCAGUAGAGAGUUUUCAGUUUGUUGUAAGCAAUGGAAAGACCAGCCGAAAUGGAAGCUUUGAGCUGCGAGUGGAGAUAAUGGAUCGUGUUCUGCCAUCUCUGACCUCCAACAAAGGCCUCCAGGUCCCACAAGGUUCUGCCAUGAUCCUUGGUCCGGACUGCCUCUCCUUAUCUGACCCUGACACUCCACCCAGGGCCCUGACCUUUUUUCUGCGACAGCCUCCGCAAUAUGGCAAGCUGCUUUUAGCGGGUGUCGCACUGACUGCUGACUCAAACUUCACGCAGGAACACAUAAAGGAGCUGCAGGUAUCAUAUAGACAUGAUGGUGGACCAUCGCAGAUCGACCGAUUUGCUUUCCUGGCCUCUGACACCUCCAAUCGAGGCUUUCUGCAAGAUGGGAAACGGCAAACAGAGCCUGUGUUUUUCACCAUUCAGAUCAAGCCUUUGGAUAAGUCUUCACCUGAAGUAAUUAAGAUAGUCCCACUUUGGAAAGCUGAGCUCCUAUCUGAUGGCAGAUAUGGGAUUUUCCUGACUUCUCGAGAGCUGAAGGCUCAGGAUAGUGACAGCAGAGAAGAGGAGCUAAUAUUCUGCAUCGUCCGCCCACCUUAUUUUGGCUACCUUGAAAACAUUACCACAGGCAGGUUUGUGUCACAGCGCUUCUUUCAGAUUGAGCUUAACAAAAGAACCAUCGCCUAUAUUAUCAAUCUGGAUGGGGAGUUUCUCUCAGACAGCCUGGAGUUCAAAGUGUCUGAUCCUUUAGGGAACACGGGUCCCUCUCACACACUUGAAUUUCGAUGGAGCAGGGUGGAGUUUUCUCAGCCUGAGUCCUCUUCAUGUGAGGAGCAGGAACAAAUCUCCCUGGACAUCAUUAGAAAGGGGAACUUAGCAGAGUCAUCAUAUGUUACUGUCAAGGUGAUUGAGGGGACCGCAACUGCUGGAAGGGAUUUCCUUUCAAGCCCUUCCUCCCUUAUUCAGUUUGACCCAGGAGUAGCAAAGCGAAGCUGGCAAGCCGAGAUAGUUGAAGACAAUAUUGAGGAAGCUGAUGAACUGUUUGAGGUGCUGCUAGUUUCUCCAGAGGCCUCAGUAAUUGGAAGCAUCAGCAAGGCUCAGCUUACUAUCAGAGACUCGGGAAAAGGACAGUGCAGGCCAAAGCAGGAUCAACAAGCUCCUCUUCUAGGAGGAAAAGAGAUUCGUUCAGACACGUAUCCCCAGCAUGGAUCCAUCCAUCUGGAAAAACUUCCCCUUGGUACAGAAUCUGUCAUAUGGGCCAGAGGAGACAGCAUCUCUGCCCCAGGAGAACAUCUCCCAAAGAAAAAACUCAGAGUUGUGAGCGAUCCCAAACCUAUUGCCCCUUCAUCAGUGUUCCACAAUGGGACAGACAUAAUUUACACAUAUCACGGAAUCAUGUCAAUGAGAGUUGAGGAUGACACGUCCCCAUCUAGGAGGAGCAGAAAGGCAAACAUCCGGGUGGUUAGCAGGGGGCCCCAGCACCAGCUACCCGGACUUAUUACUGAAGCACAAUCCAACUCACCAAGAGAGGAUCCACUUAAGAAGGGAAGCCCUCUGGGACAUGCUACAACCAAUACCUCUGUACCCAAGGCAUGUGUGCCAGAGCUCAUGGGGCUUUUACAUUUCAACCAGUCCACCAAUCAGCUUCUUCACUGCAAUGGUGUCUCCUGGAAACCCUGGGCACCAACUGACCAGAUAGUUGGUGCUCAGAUGUGUCCUCAGGGCUGGACUUUUCAAGGAGGACAUUGUUAUAUCCUCUGUACCGAGCAAAAGCUCACAUGGAGCGCAGCUAACAGGGCCUGCAGAGAAAGGUUUAAGGGAAGUCUUGCGAGUGUUCUGUCUAAAGCUGACAUGGACUGGUUAUGGGACUUCAGCGGAAGAAAGCCUUUCUGGAUAGGUCUGAACAACAGGAAGGGUCGAGGACGAUGGGAGUGGGCCGACGGUGAGCCUGUCAGCUACACAAACUGGAAAAAGACACCCCCUCGUUCCAGAAUGAGGGGAAACAGGAAUUGUGUGCUGGUAUGGAGAAGAGCCAAGUGGCAAAUCAGAGACUGCAAGAGUAGCAGAGGUCACCACUUUGUGUGCUCAGUGAAACUUUGAGAACAGCUUAGAGAGGUGUUACUGCAGAGCUGAUGCUCAGGACCACUGGGAUCUAUUUUAUGACCUACUUCUAUGCCUUAUUGUGAAAGUACCAGAGUAUCAAAGCAACUCUAGUUCACUUCGGUCUAUUUAACCACUGAAAGUGUUAAAGACUUAUGUUUUUUAGUUAAUUUCUGUUAGAGUGAAAACAGUCAGAGCAUCUGCAUGGAACUUUGAUGAACCAAAUGUGCAGGAGACAUGGUUUCACACAUUCUUCAACAGAACACCUCACCUCUCUUAUGUGUGUGUGUGUGUGUGUGUGUGUGUGUGUGUGUGUGUGUGUGUGUGUG